GUAAUCUCUACAAAGAUCGUUGAUGAUUAACCAAACAAACAAAAAUCUCCAAUAGCUUUUGAAUGUACAAAUAAAAAUGAGAUCAUAUCAAUGUACAGAGAGCAUUUGGUAAUAUAAUUAUUAUUUUUAAAAGGAAUUUAAAAGGUAGAGCAUUUUAAUUGGCGUAGAGAUGGGAAGAAGAAGAAGAAGAACAAGGACAUAAAAAGGAUUUGGGGAACAUUUUGGCUGCAAUUUAUUCUCAAACCUUAUGAGUGAGAUCUCUCUUAAUCAUUCUCUCUUUCUUCUCUCCUCUGUGAUGUGAGGUUUCGAAGAUCCUUCUCUGAUUCCUCAUCAAACUCAGAUCAGUAGCGGACCCAAGUAAGAACACCUAAUUAGGGUUUCUUUUUGUUCGUGUUCCAUCGGUUAAUCUAAUACCAGAUUGAGUUCCAUUGGUACUUUUGUUGUUCCUUUCGGAGAUAAUACGAUUCAUGAUCGAUCAUAUUUUCAAGGAAUGAUCUUUGCUAUUCUUAGGAUUCAUAUUAUUUGAUCAAUGCGUUUCUUAUAUUCAUUUUCACCAUUCAGGAUCAUCUACCAAUCCAUAAGUUUCAUUAGGGUUCACAUUGAGACUUGAGCUAGAGAAAACAUGUUUUUGUAGCUGCUUGAGAAUUUGUUCUUGUGUGAAACAAUUGGUUCCUUGUUUUUGAUUUAUUGCAGAUAGGAUCAAAGCAAACGAGGUUUCAAUUUAGAGUUUUUUAAAGCUCAAAUCUCGGUUGCUUCGGUUGAACUUCUUGAUACACUGUCUCGUUUUGAGUUCUUGUUAGGUCAUUCCUUUAGAGAGAUAUAUGGCAGAGGUGAAGGAUCAAUUAGAGAUUAAGUUCCGGCUUAACGAUGGUUCUGAUAUCGGUCCUAAAUUGUUUCCUGAUGCUACUACCGUUGCUACAUUGAAAGAAACCGUUGUUGCUCAGUGGCCAAGAGAUAAGGAGAACGGGCCAAAGACAGUGAAAGAUGUUAAACUGAUAAGCGCGGGUAGAAUAUUGGAGAACAACAAAACGGUUGGAGAUUGCAGGAGUCCCGUCGGCAAUUUCUCAGGUGCUGUCACCACAAUGCAUGUUAUAAUUCAACAUCAAGUUACUGAAAAAGAAAAGAAGAAGAAGAAGCCUAAAGGUGAUCUGAAACAGAACAAAUGUGUCUGUUUAUGUUUUGGAGCUCGUUGUUAACAAUUGUGCAAGACAAGUAGAGAGAGUUAAAAAAGCUUGGGAGAUUCACAUUCUGUUCUUGAGCCUUCUUCAAUACCUUUUGCUCUUGUUCCUUGUAAUUCUUUUUUCUGACAUGACAUGACAUGAUUGGCUUUUUGAUCGCUUGAGGUUUGGUUUCUAUUGUAUUUCGGAUUCGCAACACCGUGGAAAUUAUUAGGUAACAAACAAAUUUGCACGGAAUAAAGUGAAUCAUCACGAAAUAUAACUUGACAUAAUUUCCGUGGUUAA
This is a messenger RNA of Arabidopsis thaliana (thale cress), 1463 nucleotides long. RefSeq names its product membrane-anchored ubiquitin-fold protein 2 (gene MUB2). The transcript has 3 exons. Gene Ontology annotation, cellular component: plasma membrane. NCBI's taxonomy places the organism in Eukaryota, Viridiplantae, Streptophyta, Magnoliopsida, Brassicales, Brassicaceae. The coding region runs from base 822 to 1196 and encodes 124 amino acids. The record is from RefSeq and is marked reviewed.